Messenger RNA from Zygotorulaspora mrakii, 1179 nucleotides. It is a transcript of the gene SLA2, whose product is annotated as Sla2p. Gene Ontology annotation, molecular function: phosphatidylinositol-3,4-bisphosphate binding; actin filament binding; clathrin-cargo adaptor activity. Gene Ontology annotation, biological process: clathrin coat assembly; actin filament organization; endocytosis. The transcript has a single exon. NCBI's taxonomy places the organism in Eukaryota, Fungi, Ascomycota, Saccharomycetes, Saccharomycetales, Saccharomycetaceae. The record is from RefSeq and is a predicted model, not a curated record. The coding region runs from base 1 to 1179 and encodes 392 amino acids. Gene Ontology annotation, cellular component: clathrin-coated vesicle; actin cortical patch.
AUGGUAAAUUACGAACUAGUCAAAUCGAUCAGGAAAGCUUGUUCAGCAGAAGAGACAGCACCAAAGAGGAAGCAUGUUAGGGCAUGCAUCGUGUAUACGUGGGAUCAUGGUGCCUCUUAUGAGUUCUUCGAAGCGUUGAAAAGUAUGCCUAUCCUUAACAACGAGACACAGGUGUACAAGGCUCUGAUUCUAGUUCACAAGGUGAUACAGGAGGGACACCCUACUGCGUUGAAGGAGGGGUUAAAGAAUAGAGACUGGAUUGGAACGGUAGGGAGGAGUCAAAGAGUGGAAAGUGUGGGUACAUAUGGAUACUUAAUUGAGCAGUACUCGAAAUUCUUGAUAUGUAAGCUGGACUUCCAUGCGUAUCACAAGGGAUUCACGAGUGGAAUAUUCGAGUACAAGGAGUACGUUGCGCUGAUGAAUGUGUCAGACCCUGAUGCCGGAUAUGAAGUGAUUUUGGACUUGAUGGGACUUCAGGACAAUGCCACGAACUACAGCGUGCAUGUGUUGGCUUCCAUCGGGUCAGAGAAUCGUGAGUCCGAGUGCAAGAUAUCGGCGCUGGUGCCCAUGAUAGCCGAGACGUAUGCGAUCCAGAAGUUCACGACGGCUAUGCUUAGGGGCAUGGUCGAGCAGCUGGGCGACACAGGCGGACUGGAACAGCUGAUCGACAAGCACAACAUCCAGUACGCGAGGGUGUUCGAAUUCUUCGCUGACUGCUCAUCAAUCAAGUACUUGAUAUCCCUAAUAAAUUUACCAAAACUUCCCUCACAACCACCCAUAUUCGUAACAGGUACAGUAGUGGAUAGAAAGCCGUUACAGUCAGCAAAACCAAGGGAAAUACCAUCGCCAGAUAUCCACUUGACGAUUCAUCUUGCUCUACAGACCAUCAAACACUUCCAAGACCCCGUCUCUGCCGUCUCCAUAACUCAACUAGCAAACGAGGUAGCUACACAACCACGCAUCCCAAGCAUCAUCCAGUUGACCCACCAAAUCACAACACUACUUCAACGCAAUCCAUCCCCACUCCUCGCCCAAGCUUCUCAACUCUACUUCCAAGCACUACUUUCCCCAAACCAACAAGACAUCAUCAAUGCAAAUACAAAUCUACAAAAUCUUUUAAUUAACUCUCCCGCUCAUAUCUUUGAUCCACCCACUCCACAAACCCACACUUCGGCUUGA